Monoraphidium neglectum is the source of this 4920-nucleotide messenger RNA. RefSeq names its product Intraflagellar transport protein. The transcript is spliced from 34 exons. Gene Ontology annotation, biological process: intraciliary transport. The coding region runs from base 1 to 4920 and encodes 1639 amino acids. Lineage: Eukaryota; Viridiplantae; Chlorophyta; Chlorophyceae; Sphaeropleales; Selenastraceae. Gene Ontology annotation, molecular function: protein binding. Gene Ontology annotation, cellular component: intraciliary transport particle B; ciliary basal body; axoneme. The record is from RefSeq and is a predicted model, not a curated record.
AUGCGCACAGUCAAACGUGCGCCUUUGACCCGCCGCCGCAGUGGCAAGCUCGCCGCGGCGACCGCGGACCGGGUGGUGCACUUGUACGACGAGGCGGGCGAGCGGCGUGACAAGUUCCGCACCAAGGCGGCGGACGGCAACAGCAGCGGCGCAUACCUGAUCCGUGGGCUCGCAUUCUCUCCAGACUCGUCCAAGCUCGCCGUCGCGCAGAGCGACAACAUCGUCUUUGUGUACAGGCUGGGCGCCGGGUGGGACGAAAAAAAGUCAAUAUGCAACAAGUUCUUGCAGAGCAGCGCCGUCGCGUGCCUGGCGUGGCCCGCCGAGCGCCACGGCGACGUGUGCUUCGGGCUGGCGGACGGCAAGGUCAAGCUGGGGGUCCUCAAGACCAACAAGACGUACACCCUGUAUGCGCACCCGAGCGGCAGCCCCGUCGCCGCGCUGGCAGCGAGCCCCGACGGGCGCGCGCUGGUCAGCGGGCACGCGGACGGCAGCCUGUAUCAGUUCACAUUCCCGGAGCAGCAGGAUGGGUCAGGUGGGACCGCGGGCUGCGUGAAGCUGGUGCACCACAGCUGCGCGCCAUGCGCACUGGCCUGGGGCGAAAGCGUCGUGGCAGCGGGUAGCGACUGCAGGGUGGUCUUCUACGACCCGAAGACCGGCCGCGAGCAGGCGGCCUUCGACCAAGGCGGCGACAACGGCGCCCGCAGCUUUGGCUGCGCGGCCAUGAACCCUGCCGGCGAUGCGGCGGUGGUAGGCGGCUUCAACAGACUCUACAUCUUCGCGCGAGGAGGCCCCAAGGGGUUGUGGCAGCCUGCGGGCGUCAAGCAGAUUGACAACAUGUUUGCAGUGACGGCGGCGUCAUGGAAGCCUGAUGGCUCGAAGCUGGCGGUGGGAGGCUUGAGGGGCAACGUGGACAUCUGGGACGCGUGCAUACGCAGGACAAAGCACAAGGGCAAGUUUGAGCUGACCUAUGUGAGCAAGAAGGCUGUCAUCGUCAAGACCCUGGCUACAGGCAGCCGCAUCGUCCUCAAAUCGGUGUAUGGAUACGAGGUGUCGAAGGUUUCCGUGUACCAGGGAAGGUACAUCGUCGGCCGCACGCACGCCACACUGCUGCUGGGCGACCUGGAGAGCUGCCAGCUCAGCGAGGUGCCGUGGGAGGGCGGCGGCGGCGGGGAGCGCUUCUACUUUGAGAACGAGCAGGUGUGCCUGCUGUACAGCGCGGGCGAGCUUCAUGUGGUGGAGUACGGCAUCAACGACACAGUGCUGGCGCUGCGCACGGAGCACAUCAGCCCGUACCUGCUGAGCGUUGCGGUGCAGGAGGCGCGCGGCGCCAUGCCGGCCGCCAAGCGCGUGGCGUACCUGGUUGAUGCCACAACACUUAGGGUGGUCGACUUCACGGCGGCGGCGGCGGCCGCGGCGGCCGGCGGCGUCACGGGCGGCGGGGGCGCCGUGCUCGCCACCGUCAGCCACGACGCCCGCAUCGACUGGCUGGAGCUCAACCAGCGCGGCUCCCACCUGCUGUUCCGCGACAAGGGCCGCCGCCUGCUCCUCCUGGACCUCGCCACCCAAGAGCGCACCCCGCUGCUGGGCUUCUGCCAGUACGUGCAGUGGGUGCCCGGCAGCGACUGCGUCGUCGCGCAGAGCAGGGGGGAGCUCUGCGUCUGGUACGGCGUCGGCGCGCCGGGCAGGCCGACCGUGAUCCCCAUAAGGGGCGACGUCAGCGGCAUCGAGCGCGCCCCGGGCCGCACUGAGGUGCUGGUGGACGAGGGACUCACGCAGGCCGCGUACGCCCUGGAUGAGGGCCUGAUUGACUUUGGGGCUGCCCUCGAGUUUUUGGACUUUGACCGAGCCGUGUCGACGCUGGAGGCCCUGCCGCCCAGCACCGAGGUGGAGGCGCAGUGGCGCGCGCUGGGGGCGCUGGCGCUGCAGCACGAGGUGCUGUGGGUGGCGGAGCGCUGCGCGGCGGCGCUGGGGGAGGUGGCGCGCGUCAGGUUCCUGCAUAAGCUCAUCAAGCAAGCGGAGCGGCGGCAGCAGGAGCAGCCCGCGGCUGGGCAGGGCGGCGGCGCGGCCGGGGAGCUGCCUGUGGAGGUCAAGGCGCAGCUGGCGGUGCUGGCGCAGCAGUGGCCGGUGGCGGAGAGCCUCCUGCUGGCACAGGGGCGGGUGGACGACACCAUAGCUGCUUACAGGGAUGCCCACAGAUGGGAGGACGCCAUCCGCGUCGCCGACACCAGCCGCCACCCCGGCAGCGACGACCUCCGCGCCGCCCACUUCAAAUGGCUGCUCUCCACCGGUCAGGAGGACAAGGCCGGAGCCGGGAAGGAGCGCGAGGGCGACCUGGCGGCCGCGAUAGCGCUGUACCUCAAGGGCGGAGCCCCUGCCCGCGCGGCGCAGGCCGUCGUGGCUCACCCAGGGAUCGCCUUUGACCCCGCCCUCCUGGCCGCCGUCGCCGCCGCCCUGACAAAGGCCGGGCUGCACGAGCGUGCGGGCGACCUCGCCGCGGCGCUGGGGCGGCCGCUGGACGCGCUAGCUGCUUACAGGAAAGGCGGCGCGUACCGCAAGGCUGUCGAGCUGGCGCGCGGCGCGGCGCCCGCCCAGGUGAUCGUGCUUGAGGAGGAGUGGGGCGACUGGCUGGCGUCCCAGCGGCAGAUGGACGCCGCCAUCAACCACUUCAUAGAGGCGGGCGUGGCGGCCAAGGCCAUUGAGGCCGCGCUGGCGGCGCGGCAGUUCCCCAAGGCUGCGGGCAUCAUCGAGCACCUGGAUGCGUCCCAGGCCGCGCCCUUCUUCAAGCGCAUCGCCCAGCACUACGCCGCAAACGGCGGGCUGGCCGAAGCGGAGGGCUACUGGCUCAAGGCAGGCCUGCCGCUGGAGGCUGUGGAGAUGUACACCCGCGCAGGCAAAUGGGAAGCCGCCCAGAAGGUGGCGCGCGGCUACCUGCCGGAGGGGGAGCUGAGACGCUUCAACGCCCAGCGCGCCAAGGAGGCCGAGGCGGCCAAGAAUUGGAAGGAGGCGGAGCGCGGGUACUUGGCGGCAGGGGAGGCGGAGGCCGCGAUCGGCAUGUACAAGCGGAAUAGGAUGUGGGAGCCCAUGAUCCGGCUUGUGGGGCAGCACCGCCGAGAGAACCUGCCAGAGUCGCACCUGCUGGCGGCGCAGGCGCUGCAGCUGGAGGGGCACUGGCGGGAGGCGGAGCGCCACUUCACAGACGCGAAAGACUGGAAGGCAGCCGUCGCCAUGUACACCUCCCAGGGCAGCUGGGAGGACGCCCUGCGUGUUGCCAAGGCCCACGGCGGCGCGGCCGCCACCAAGCAGGUCGCGUACGCCUGGGCCGUCGCCGUGCCGCCGGAGGAGGGCGGCGCGCUGCUGCGGCGCCUCGGGCUGGGCGACGCCGCGGUGGACGCGGCGGCGGAGGCAGGCGCGUUUGGUCACGCGUUCCAGCUCGCGCAGGUCGCCGCCCCACAGCGGAUGGCGGACGUGCACCUGAAGCACGCCAUGUAUUUGGAGGACAACGGCCGCUUCAACGAGGCCGAGGUGGAGUUUGUCAACGCGGGCAAGCCGCGGGAGGCAAUAGACAUGUACAUCCACGCCCAGGACUGGGAGGCCGCGCUGCGAGUCGCGGAGGGCCAUGAGCCCGAGUCUGUGGGCGACGUGCUGGCGGCGCAGGCCCAAGCGCUGGCGGACUCGGGGCAGCUGAGCGCGGCGGAGUCGGUGUUCCUCAAGGCCCGCCGCCCCGAGGCUGCGCUGCAGAUGUACCGCGCCGCGAGCCAGUGGGCGGCGGCGCUGCGGGUCGCGGAGGCGUACGCGCCGGCCAGGGUGGCGGGGCUGCACCUCGAGAUGGCGGCAGCCAUGGCGCAGCAGGGGCAAGGCGGCGCCGGCGGCGGCGUGGCGGCGGCGGUCGCGCGCGCCCAGGCGUUCGAGCGCGGCAACGACUACGCGCGCGCCGUGGAGGCGUACUUGUCCCCCAGCGCGGAGGGCGCGGCGGCGGCGGACGUUGAUGUCCUGCAGCGCUGCUGGGAGGCGGGGCUGGCCCUGGCGGCGCGACAUCAGCGCCACCGUGUGGGUGACGUGGCGGCCGCCGUGGCGGCGCGGCUGGUGGGCGCGGGGCGGGUGGGGGCCGCGGUGGACGUCUUGGAGGGCGUCGGCGAUGUGCAGGGCGCCGCUGAGGCCGCCGUCUCCGGCAGCCUUUUUGACCGCGCGCGCGCGCUUGCGGCCGGCAACCCCCAGCUGCUGCGCCUCGUGGACGAACGCCACACCGCCGCCCUGGUGGCCGCCAACGACGCCGACGAGCUCGCGGCGCGCGGCAACGUGGCGGCGGCUGUGGAGAUGUAUGCCGCGCAGGGCAACUGGGAGCGCGCGCACGAGCUGGCAGCCCAAGACGGCCCCGAGCUCGCCGCCGCCACCGCGGCGCGCCACGCGCAGCUGCUGCUGCGCCAGGGCGACGCCGCCGCCGCGGCCGCCGCGCUCGCGCGGCGCGGCGUCGGCGCGGCGGACGCGGACGUCCUGCGCCAAGUGCUGCAGCAGCUGGAGCUGGCAGCCACCACCAGGAAGAGGGACUCUGAAGAGUUUAGCCGCCUCUUCUGGGCGGCGCACCACGUGUCCUGCGCGUCGCGCUCCAAGGCCGCCGGCCUGUCGGAGCUCGCCGCGCGGCAGCUGACGGCGGCGCUGAGAUACGUGGGGGUGCUGCCUGCAGACAGGGCAUUCUUCGAGGCGGGCGCCGCGUGGCGCGCGGCGGGCCGCCCCAGCAUGGCGUUCGUCCUGCUCAACCGGUACCUCGAUAUAGAAGACGCCGCAGAUGAGGCGGGGGGCGGCGGCGGCGCGCAGCUGCCGCUCGAGGGGGCGGACUUUGUGGGCACUGAUAUUCCGAGGGACGCGCCGCUGCCGGCGCACCACUACUGCGACGAGAGGACGAGGGAGGAGAACCCCUCCUAG